Messenger RNA from Heterocephalus glaber (naked mole-rat), 2437 nucleotides. It is a transcript of the gene Cdk2, whose product is annotated as cyclin dependent kinase 2. Gene Ontology annotation, molecular function: ATP binding; cyclin binding; cyclin-dependent protein serine/threonine kinase activity. Gene Ontology annotation, biological process: protein phosphorylation; G1/S transition of mitotic cell cycle; regulation of gene expression. NCBI's taxonomy places the organism in Eukaryota, Metazoa, Chordata, Mammalia, Rodentia, Bathyergidae. The record is from RefSeq and is a predicted model, not a curated record. Gene Ontology annotation, cellular component: cyclin-dependent protein kinase holoenzyme complex; cytoplasm; nucleus.
GGGGGGGAGGCGGGAACAUUGUUUUAAGUUGGACAAAUUGACAAGAGCCAGACAUACACUGCGUUCCAUCUUGACCCGAGGCCACCGUGCUGGGCUCCGUUUUCCCCUCCUCGGCCCCUCGGCUCGUUUUCUGCAGGGUUCCCAGGUCCCCGCUCCAGGGCCGGGCUGACCCGACUCACUAGCGCUUCAUGGAGAACUUCCAAAAGGUAGAAAAGAUCGGAGAGGGCACGUACGGAGUUGUGUACAAAGCCAAAAAUAAGUUGACGGGAGAAGUGGUGGCGCUUAAGAAAAUCCGCCUGGACACUGAGACUGAGGGUGUCCCCAGCACUGCCAUUCGAGAGAUCUCUCUGCUUAAGGAGCUUAAUCACCCCAAUAUUGUCAAGCUGCUGGAUGUCAUCCACACGGAAAAUAAACUCUACCUCGUUUUCGAAUUUCUGCACCAAGAUCUCAAGAAGUUUAUGGACGCCUCUGCUCUCACUGGCGUUCCUCUUCCCCUCAUUAAGAACUAUCUGUUUCAGCUGCUCCAGGGCCUCGCUUUUUGCCAUUCUCAUCGCGUCCUGCACCGAGACCUUAAACCUCAGAAUCUGCUUAUCAACGCAGAUGGGGCCAUCAAGCUAGCCGACUUUGGGCUAGCCAGAGCCUUCGGGGUCCCCGUGCGUACUUACACCCAUGAGGUGGUGACCCUGUGGUACCGAGCCCCCGAAAUCCUUCUGGGCUGCAAAUACUACUCCACAGCCGUGGACAUCUGGAGCCUGGGCUGUAUCUUUGCUGAGAUGUACCUAGUGUGUACCCAGCACCAUGCUAAGUGCUGUGGGGAACACAGAAGAAAUGGAAGACACAGUCUCUGCCCGCUGUGCUCCUAUCUAGAAGUGGCUGCAUCACAAGGAGGGGGGAUGACCGCAGUGUCUACCCCACACCCCGUGACCCGCCGUGCCCUAUUCCCUGGAGAUUCUGAGAUUGACCAACUCUUCCGGAUCUUUCGGACUCUAGGGACUCCAGAUGAGGUAGUUUGGCCAGGAGUUACUUCUAUGCCUGAUUAUAAGCCAAGCUUCCCCAAGUGGGCCCGGCAAGAUUUUAGCAAAGUUGUGCCUCCUCUGGAUGAAGAUGGACGGAGCUUGUUAUCGCAAAUGCUGCACUACGACCCCAAUAAGCGAAUUUCGGCAAAAGCAGCUCUGGCUCACCCAUUCUUCCAGGAUGUGACCAAGACAGUACCCCACCUUCGACUCUGAUGUCCUUGUCCAAGCCUUCACCCUCAGCCUCACCCUCUCCUCCACUGUGGGUUUGACCUGGCUCGGCUCUGGGUGAUUUGGACUCAAGCAGGCUCUCUGAUCAUUUCUGGCUGCCUUAACACUUGCCUUCCCUUUUUGUCCAGCCAGUUCUGGGGAUCCAGGGGUAGAGAGGAGGAACAGGUGAAAAUGAGAGGAAACUUCAGUAUUACAUGCACUUAACUCAGCUUCACUACCCUCUCCCCCUCUCUUUGCUGAGGAGGGGUGGGAUUCAAAACAAAACUGACCCCUGACCCCAAUCCCAUUUCCCAUCCCAAUCUCUGAAUCCCCUGUAAUUAUUUUCUGUGUUUUAGAUGAGAGGGACCCCAAGUCUUCUGCUGCCACUGUUUUUUUUAAGGCCAACUUACAGCAGGGGGCUAAACUAGAACUUUGGAGAAACAAGCCAAAAAAUAAAAGGGAGAGGAUCUGUUUUAAGGAAUUAGGUUAAAAAUAGAUCCAGGGCCGGGGAUUUAGCUCAGUGGUUUCGUCGCCUGCUGCGCAAGCGCAAGGACCCGAGUUCAAUCCCCGGUACAAAAAAAAAAAAAAAAAAUAGAUCCAAUCACUUAGCUAAGUUUUAGUAUUUCAUCUCACCUACAGGGCUGGGAGACUCAAGAUGCAGCCCCAGGGGGGAAGCCCAAGAAAUGAUUGCCAGCAGUCCCUUCAUCCCUGCUUUGGGCAAAUAAGAAUCUAGAGGCCCAAGGGACAGGCGUUGUGCUUGAGUCAGAUCUUUUGCUUCACCAUGGCCUUAUGAGGCAGGUGAGAGAUGUUCAAAUUUUUCUCUUCCUUUUAGAAUUUUUAAUUCUUCAGUUACCAGGGAUUUGUCCUUCCUCCUAUCAUCCUUUGAAAGCUACCCCUCACCCUAGGGGAGUGGAAGCUAAGGUUUAGACAUCAUUUGGAGAAUGCUGACACUCUUCAGGGCUGUAAUGCAGUGAGGGCAUUGGGGAAAACAUAUUUCCUUAAAAAAAGGAUGAACAAUUCUAUUUAUAUAUCAGGUUAUAGUCUUUUUUUCUGUCAGAGUGGCUGGAUUUAUUGUUGUGCACCUUGGGGUUUUGUAAUUAAAUGGUUUUUUUUUUUUAAGUUUUUUUGUCUCUUCCCACCUCUUGUACUUGAGUGCUAUUAACAUUAUUUGUAAUUUAGUUUGUAAUUCAUUAAAAAACAGUGUUCCUAAGUGU